GAGAGAGAGAGAGAGAGAGAAUGGCACAUAUCAUCACUCACAGCUCACUGGUAUUCAUCUUUGGGAUUUUAGGAAAUCUGGUGGCCUUCAUGGUGUAUCUUGCCCCUGUGCCGACAUUUUAUAGCAUUUACAAGAAAAAAACGACAGGAGGGUUCCAUUCGGUGCCAUACAUCGUAGCUUUGUUGAGUAGCAUGCUUUGGAUAUAUUACGCGACUCUCAAAUCGAAUGAAAUACUUCUUAUUACCAUAAACUCCUUUGGAUGCUUCAUUGAGGCCAUUUAUAUCUUCAUUUACAUUUCUUACGCCCCCAAAUUAGCCCGGAUGGUGGCUUUGAAGAUGCUUUUUCUUAUUAAUUUUGUCGGAUUCGGAUUGAUUCUUGUCUUCACGCACUAUUUUGUAAAGGGCUCGCAACAAGUUCAAGUUCUUGGAUGGAUAUCCGUGGUAUUGUCUAUAAGUGUGUAUAUUGCGCCUUUGAGCAUAAUGAGUCGAGUUAUUCGCACAAAGAGCGUGGAGUUCAUGCCAGUCGCCUUAUCGAUCGCCCUCUUGUUCAACGCGGUUAUGUGGUUUUUCUAUGGUUUGCUCCUCAAAGAUUUUUUUGUUGCGGUUCCAAACGUUGUUGGAGUGAUAUUUGGGGUGGUCCAAAUUAUACUGUAUUUGAUAUACAGAAAUGGCAAGGCCAAUUCAGAAGACAAGUUACCAGUGACUGCUGUGAAGCCCAACUGUGAGAUACAUCCAUGGUGA
Molecule: messenger RNA, 740 nt
Organism: Andrographis paniculata
Lineage: Eukaryota; Viridiplantae; Streptophyta; Magnoliopsida; Lamiales; Acanthaceae
Product: bidirectional sugar transporter N3-like
Exons: 7
Coding region: 21-740 (239 amino acids)
Biological process (GO): carbohydrate transport
Cellular component (GO): membrane
Molecular function (GO): sugar transmembrane transporter activity
Source: RefSeq, a predicted model, not a curated record